Molecule: messenger RNA, 1200 nt
Organism: Pestalotiopsis fici W106-1
Lineage: Eukaryota; Fungi; Ascomycota; Sordariomycetes; Amphisphaeriales; Sporocadaceae
Product: Geranylgeranyl pyrophosphate synthase
Exons: 1
Coding region: 1-1200 (399 amino acids)
Biological process (GO): isoprenoid biosynthetic process
Molecular function (GO): prenyltransferase activity
Source: RefSeq, a predicted model, not a curated record
AUGCUCUCCACCAAACCCAGCGAACCUCCUUUUCCCUACCCGUCGCCGAACGCCAUACCUCCUCGAACCUUCUCGACCGGAUACGCUGUGCCUCAUCCUCCCUCCAAGUCUGCGCUGCGUCCUCUGCCAGAGUCCAACUGGCUGAGCCAAGGAAAACAUCAUCGUCACACCUCUUCCACUACCUCGGCCGCUGCUAUCCGGACACAACCUCUCACUGCCGUAGUCAUGUCUCCCUCGGCGCCUCCUCCGGACCCCUCCAAGUACGCGACUGAAGACUUCAACUUUACUGCAAGAAAGACGUGGACGGACCAGAAGGAACAGAUUAUAUGGGGACCCUACGACUACGUAACGAGCCAACCCGGAAAGGACUUUAGAACACUGCUCAUUGCUUCCUUCAACAGCUGGCUGGAGGUUCCCGAGGAAAGCAUUGAAGUCAUCAACAAGGUUGUGGGCAUGUUACAUAAUGCGUCUCUACUUGUCGACGACGUGGAGGACAAUUCUACCCUCCGUCGCGGCCUGCCUGUAGCGCACAUGAUCUUUGGCACGGCACAGACCAUUAAUUCGGCCAACUACAUCUACUUUGCUGCUCUCCAGGAGCUGCAAAAGCUCAAGAACCCCAAGGUCGUCACAAUAUACAUGGACGAGCUCAUCAACCUGCACAGGGGACAGGGUAUGGAUCUUUUCUGGCGCGAUACCCUGACCUGCCCGACCGAGGAGGACUAUCUCGAAAUGGUCGGUAACAAGACUGGCGGGCUCUUCAGGUUGGGUGUAAAGCUCAUGCAGGCUGAGUCAAAAUCGCUGGUAGACUGUGUCGAGCUUGUAAACCUCAUGGGCCUCAUAUAUCAAAUCCGCGACGACUAUAUGAAUUUGUCGUCUGUGGAGUACAGUAAUAACAAGGGCCUAUGCGAGGACCUGACCGAGGGAAAAUUCUCGUUCCCCGUUAUACACUCCAUUCGAUCCGAUCCCGCGAACCUUCAGCUCUUGAACAUUCUCAAGCAGAAGACGACGGACGAGGGCGUCAAGCGUUAUGCGGUCAAAUACAUGGAGGGUACCGGUAGUUUUGAAUACACACUACAAGUUCUCGACGUUCUCAUUCAGAGAGCGAGGAAGACUGCCGACGAACUCGAUAACGGCAUGGGCAAGAAUAAGGGAAUUCACAAGAUCCUGGACAAGAUGGUCGUCUCGCCAGCCACUGCCUAA